ACCCACUAUCUAAAACCCUAAUUGUUCCUGCAUUACACCCCGAACCAAAUCAACUAGGGUUUUGCACUCAUCGUCUUCGAAGAUAAUUCAAUAACGGCGUUGACAUGGCUUUGGCUCCAAUCGAACCCCAAAGCUCUCCAAAACCACACAAAUUUAGUAAUUUCGUGGGCGAAAACUACGAACUCGCAUUAAACCAGUCGAUACCAAACCUUUUAGACUCACUUCGCACACCCUCUUUUGAUUUAUCUAUUUUUGCCUCCACUUUCAACGAAUUAAUGCAAGCUAAGGUUAAUCCACCUCUAGAAGUCAUCUGGGUUUACUCGGCUUUAACCUUUCGCAGCAACAAUUCAGCAAAAGACGACCCUUUGAAUCGAUUAACAGUCAUAAGAGAAAUUUUUCAGUUGAUAUCGGCUUGUUCGGCUUCAGUUAGCUGUUCGAAAAGCAUUGUUUUAAUAGCUCCUGUUAUAUACGAAGUGUAUAGAUUAAUUGUUGAUUUGAAGGCGAAAGAUUUGGGUCGUAAGAGAGAGAAGAAAGUGAAGAUUGAGGUCAAGUCUUUAGUUAACGUGAUUCUCGGGUACAUUAGUUUGUGUUGUUGUGAAGAUUCGAAUGAUGAAGACAUGUUGGGUUUGGAUUCGGAUGAUUUAAUUCGACCUUUGGAGGACCUAGUUUGUGUUUGGAUCGGUGAUCAAGUUGAUGCCAAUUCAGGGGGAAAGGAUGGUUUUAGAUUGUUUUUUCCACUGGUGACUGAUGAGAUUACUGAAAGGCUCAGUAAAGGAGAGUGUGAAGUUAGUGAGCUGGCCGGAGUUGUGAUCGCGGAGGCAUUUCUGUUGAGACUGUGCUUGGAUUUUCAUGUGGGGAUUGAGAGAUUGGAGUUGGAGAAAGAGUUGAGGAAUUGGAUUGUUGGUUCCAUGUCGGGUUUUCGGAACUUUUACUUCUUCGAGACCCUUGUGAGGAUGCUACUGGAGCCUACUUUGCCUAUAAGCUCCUUAUUGAAAUCUGAAGAUGAGAUUUUUCUGAGGAAAAUUCUGUAUGAUGCUGUGGUAUUAGUGGACUAUUCAUUCGUUAAUCCUGAGAGAGUGAUUCAUGUACCUGCCAAGAACAUGAGAAGUCUAGCCAUUGCCAGAUUGAUGGUUACACAUGAAGCCAUAGAGUUGUUUAGGGAAGACGGGAAUCAAACUAAAGCCAUCUCUUAUAUAAAUGCCUUCUCUAGAUCUCAUUUACCUUCUCAACUGAUUAAGUGGUUCACUAGUGAGAUUGGCAAGGAGGGCAAAGCUAGUAGACCAAAGGGAUCAUCACCUAAAGCAUUAUUGAAAUGGUUACUUAACCUAGAGAAUCAAGGGAUUAAAUCAUUGGAUGAUGGCAUCUCAAAAUGGUGUGCCAAAGUAGAUUUUUCAAAAGCAGACUAUGAGCAACUGGCAUAUAAUGCAGAAGGGGACAAGUCGGCUGGUGAUCUCUUCUACAUUGAUAACAAGGGUGAAAUGGAAAUUGGGAACGUGGGGGAUGAACAGAUGAAUGAGUCCAUGAGUGCUGCAUUUGUGGCUGCUGCCCAGACAAUGACACCUGACGAAAAUGGUCGGAGAAGAAAACGGAAGGAACGGAAAAAUAUUGAAAAGAAAAAACAGGUAAAGUUUCUCAAGUACAAUCUAUAUGACAAUUCUGGUUCAUCAGGAGAUAAGUUCACACUCAGCAAAGAUGCUUCAAAUAGUGAGAGCGACGUUGAGAAUCCACUUUCCGAUGAAGAUGUGGCGGUGAAUGAGUAAUAAUGGCCUAUGGAGAAAUUCUUAAUGGACAGGCAAGACAUACAUGCAGUCUGUUUCAUGGUUGGCUAAUAUAUGUUUAUGACUGACAGUUGUCAAUAGGGAGCCGGUAUGAUGCUUCUAGGAUGGUUCUCUUUCGCUAUCUAAAUAUAGUUUCCAAAUCAUUUGUCCUUGAGUUUUCAUUUCCAAAUCAUUUGUGCUCUGAUUUUCAGGAAUUUUUGCCCCUGUAAACAAUGUAUUCUGGAUGGCAUUGCCAUAAUCAAUCUAUUUUGUUGAAGCCUCCUGAUA
This is a messenger RNA of Cornus florida, 2045 nucleotides long. RefSeq lists its product as uncharacterized. Bases 105 to 1760 code for a protein of 551 amino acids. The record is from RefSeq and is a predicted model, not a curated record. Lineage: Eukaryota; Viridiplantae; Streptophyta; Magnoliopsida; Cornales; Cornaceae. The transcript has 5 exons.